This is a messenger RNA of Lolium perenne, 2510 nucleotides long. Its product is annotated as nucleobase-ascorbate transporter 3. NCBI's taxonomy places the organism in Eukaryota, Viridiplantae, Streptophyta, Magnoliopsida, Poales, Poaceae. Gene Ontology annotation, cellular component: membrane. Gene Ontology annotation, biological process: transmembrane transport. The record is from RefSeq and is a predicted model, not a curated record. Gene Ontology annotation, molecular function: transmembrane transporter activity.
UCGUGUAUUUUGGAUUCGCGUUCGGUGCUACUGGCCUCUCUUAUUUUAAAGCGCUGAUGUCCCUUUUUCUAACUCAUGCAUCCUUUUCACUGCAUUUCUUUAGAGAUUCUUCUUGGAACAAACUUGCAGGAAUCAUUGGAGUGAAGCUCUCAUCUCUUGAUGUUCCUCUCUGCCUGUCCCUUUCUUCCCAAUUGUGUAGCAUAAUAGGAGAGAUGGAUCAGCGCAGGUCUUUGGUCGAGAUUUGCAUCUUUGUUUAUGAUUCGUCCAUGGAGUCGUGGUCUAUUCUUGUGAACUAGAGUAAGAUACAAGCAGCGGCAAAGCUGGAGUGUAUCCCCCCUGUGCUCUCUUCUUCUCCUUGCCAAUCUUCUGCUAGCAAAGUGGCCGUUUUUUUGCAAUCUUUGGAGUUUUGCUACCCCCACCGUCGGUUCCUCGCAGCGUUUAACUCUACUCAUUAAUUGACUAUAUCCCGUUUUAAUUCACUGCAAUCAAUCAGUUUGGUCCGAGGAGGAAGAUAAGAUAAGAGGGAGGGUUCUUGAGUUGCUCUUGUUGAUUCAAUGGGCGAGAUGAACCAGCCGCCGCCGCCGCCGGUGGGCGUGCCUCCGCCGAUGGGGAUGGGGAUGGGGAUGCAGCCCAUGAUGAACCCACCGGUCGGCGCAGGAGCCAUGCACCCGCCCCACGAGCAGUUCCACCAUCUCGCCUACUGCGUCCACUCCAAUCCUUCUUGGGUUCAGGUGGCGGGGCUCGCGUUCCUCCACUAUCUUGUAAUGUUGGGCUCUACCGUCAUGCUCGCGUCAACUAUUGUUCCUGCAAUGGGUGGUACUCCUGGUGAUAAGGCUCGUGUUAUUCAGUCGUUCCUGUUUAUGAGUGGCAUCAAUACUCUGCUCCAAACACUUGUUGGGACACGACUUCCAACAAUUAUGAAUGCUUCCUUUGCAUUUGUUAUCCCAGUGUUGUCAAUAGCCAAAGAGGUUGAGUCACAAGAUUUAGUAGAUAAUCAUGAGAGAUUUCGUCACACAAUGAGAACAAUUCAAGGGGCUCUAAUUGUUUCUUCUAUCCUAAACAUGAUUCUUGGAUUCAGCAGAGUGUGGGGGGCAUAUGCCAAGAAGUUCAGUCCUGUAAUAAUGACCCCUGUUGUUUGCGUCGUUGGUCUUGGACUAUUUCAGAUUGGCUUUCCUCAGGUCGGAAAAUGUGUGGAGAUUGGGUUGCCAAUGCUAAUCCUUGCGAUUGUUGUGCAACAGUAUGUGCCACAUUACUUCAGGCAUAUGCAUGACCGAACAAGUUUCUUGUUUGAGAGGUAUUCGUUACUUCUCUGCAUCAGCAUUGUGUGGGCGUUUGCAGCUAUCCUUACUGCUGCUGGUGCAUACAACCGUGUUUCACUCAAGACACAGCAGCACUGCCGCACCGAUAAGUCUUUCCUUAUGUCAUCUGCACCAUGGAUCAAAAUUCCGUUCCCUUUUCAAUGGGGUAUGCCAAUCUUCACUGCAGGUCAUUCAUUUGGAAUGAUGGGUGCUGUCCUUGUUUCAGCUUUUGAGUCAACUGGUGCACACUUCGCAACUGCACGUCUAGCCGGCGCAACACCACCCCCAGCUCAUGUUCUUAGUCGAAGUAUUGGUUUGCAGGGCAUUGGGCAGUUCCUGGAAGGAAUGUUUGGCGCACCAGCUGGCUCAUCCGUAUCUGUCGAAAACAUUGGGUUACUUGGAUUAACAAAAGUUGGCAGUAGGAGAGUGAUCCAGAUAUCAACUGGCUUUAUGAUAUUCUUCUCCAUAUUUGGGAAAUUUGGUGCCUUCUUUGCAUCAAUUCCAUUGCCAAUCUUUGCAGCAAUUUACUGCAUCUUAUUUGGUAUUGUAGCUGCUGUGGGAGUUUCGUUCGGGCAAUUUCAAAAUAAUAAUUCAAUAAGGAACAUCUACAUCAUUGGAUUGUCCUUGUUCCUUGGCAUCUCGAUCCCUCAAUAUUUCUCUGAGUAUACCGCUUCAGCAGGCCGUGGACCUGCCCAUACAAAUGCAGGAUGGUUCAAUGACAUCAUAAACACAGUCUUUGGUUCUGGCCCAACGGUGGCGCUGAUCGUCGCGUCUGGUCUGGACAACACAUUGGAGGUCCGGGGCCACGAGGCUGACCGAGGGCUCUCAUGGUUCAUACCAUUUCUCCGCCGACGGAAAGGGUACUCGGAUCCUCGAAACGAGGAGUUCUACAGCUACCCAAUCAGGGUCCAUGACUUCAUCCCAAGCCGAUUUCUCUGAUUCUAGAAGAUGGGGCACUGUUAACUACCUUGUGCUGCUGUGCAUGUAAAUCCCUUUGUUCUUUGUAGCCUUUACUCCUGUGACCUGUAGUGAUUGGUGCGGUCAUAGAGUCGACUUAGUGGGAUAUGGUACAAGCAUGUUUAGGACAUCCGCCUUACCUUUUUUCCUUCGCUGUUUGGGCUAAGGAGAUGGUUACAUGGUGACCUAGAGUUUUAUUGUCCGGGUGUAUGUUACUGGGAAAAGAAAUGCAAAAGGUAGUGCCUCAAUUAUUAA